GAUUACUCCAGGACUCCUCGGGCUCCGGAGACGCCAUUUUCCCCCUUGAUAUCUCUCUCCGUAAAUCGGUGGCGCGGCGGAGGCGGCCGAGUCGGGCGGGAAGCGCGGGGCCGGCCGGGGCGCCCGCCGCUCGCCGCCGCCUCCGCGCGCCCGGGGGCCCCGGCGCCCCCAAGAGCUAGGGCGGCCCGCCCGCGGCUCGCCGUUUGACAGAUGCUCAUCGCCAUGGAGUUGCCGCAGCAGCACCUUUGGGGGCUCGGGCGAGCGACCGGAGCCGGGAUCUGAGCGAGCGCCGGGGCCAGCGGAGCCGGAGCCGCCGGGACAUGGUUGCAGAUCUGAUCUCUUCUGAGCGCCUCAUCGUGUCUCCAUCCCUGGGACUCUGAAUCCAGCAACUGGACCGCUUUGUUCUUGGAAUUUGGGGUGUCCUCGUCUCUUCUCACCUUUCCCUUUUCCCUCCCCCCCACCCCCCUCCUGAGAACUCCUGAAGACUGUAGGAUUGUCAUGGAGUCCAGGGAAAUCUUAAGCAGCUCCCGGCAAAGAGGGGGCGAGUCGGAAUUCCUGCCCGGCUCCUCAGCCAAGCCCCCAGCUGCUCCUGGCUGUGCAGGGGAACCUUUGCUCUCUGCUCCGGGACCCGGGAAGGGGAUCCCCGUGGGCGGAGAACGCAUGGAGCCGGAGGAGGAGGAUGAACUGGGCUCAGGGCGGGACGUGGAUUCCAACUCCAACGCGGACAGUGAGAAAUGGGUGGCAGGAGAUGGCCUGGAAGAGCAGGAGUUUUCCAUCAAGGAGGCCAACUUCACAGAGGGAAGUCUGAAGCUGAAGAUUCAGACCACGAAGCGGGCUAAGAAACCCCCAAAGAACCUGGAGAACUAUAUAUGCCCACCUGAGAUCAAGAUCACCAUUAAGCAGUCUGGGGACCAGAAGGUGUCCCGUGCUGGGAAAAAUAGCAAAACUACAAAGGAGGAAGAAAGAAGCCACUCCAAAAAGAAGCUCCUCACAGCCAGUGACCUUGCAGCCAGCGACCUCAAAGGAUUUCAGCCACAGGCUUACGAGAGGCCCCAGAAACACUCAACUCUCCAUUAUGACACAGGCCUCCCACAGGACUUCACCAGUGACACCUUAAAACCAAAGCACCAGCAAAAAAGCAGCAGCCAGAACCACAUGGACUGGUCCACCAACUCUGACAGUGGACCCACCACUCAGAAUUGCUUCAUCAGUCCAGACUCUGGCAGGGAAACUGCAAGCACCAGCAAGAUCCCAGCUCUUGAGCCCGUGGCUUCCUUCACAAAGGCCCAGGGUAAGAAAGGCAGUGCAGGGAGCACGUGGAGUCAGUUGUCUAACAACAGCAAAGAUCUGCUCUUGGGGGGUGUGGCUCCAUCCCCAAGCAACCACAGUCCACCAGCCCCACCCAGCAGCUCUACCGAGUGCAACGGGCUUCAGCCCUUGGGAGAUCAAGAUGGAGGAGGUACAAAGGAGCCCCCAGAACCACCCACUAUGGGCAGCAAGAAAAAGUCCAGUAAAAAGGAUGUAAUAAGUCAGACCAUACCAAACCCAGACCUGGAUUGGGUCAAGAAUGCCCAGAAGGCAUUUGACAGCACGGAAGGAAAGAGGGAAGGCUACUCUGCAGAUAGUGCCCAGGAAACAUCACCAGCCAGGCAGAACGUGAGUUCCAUCAGUAAUCCAGAAAGUGACCCAAGUCAUGUUCGGAUUACUAUCCCCAUCAAGGCACCCUCGCUAGAUCCAACCAGCCAUAAGAGGAAAAAGAGACAGUCCAUUAAAGCAGUGGUAGAAAAGAUCAUCCCAGAGAAAGCUCUGGCUUCCGGAAUCGCUAUGAGCAGUGAAGUAGUUAACAGGAUACUUUCCAACUCUGAAGGAAAUAAGAAGGAUCCCCGUGUCCCCAAGUUGGGUAAAAUAAUAGAGAACGAGUCCUCCUCGGUUGGCCUGGAAACUGGUGGAAAUACCGAGAAGGUUGUCCCCGGAGGUGUGUCUAAGCAGCGGAAGCCACCCAUGGUCAUGACGCCUCCAACGUGCACAGAUCACUCUCCAUCAAGAAAGCUGCCAGAAAUCCAACAUCCAAAAUUUGCUGCAAAACGGAGGUGGACGUGCAGCAAACCCAAACCCACCAGUAUGCUUCGAGAGGCAGUCAUGGCCACCUCUGAUAAACUGAUGGUGGAACCCCCGUCUGCGUACCCCAUCACCCCAUCCAGCCCUCUGUACACCAACACAGACAGUCUUACUGUGAUCACUCCAGUCAAAAAGAAGCGGGGACGACCAAAGAAGCAGCCUUUGCUCACAGUGGAGACAAUUCAUGAGGGUACUUCCACCAGCCCAGUCAGUCCCAUCAGCCGAGAGUUUCCUGGCACCAAGAAGAGAAAGAGACGACGCAAUUUAGCGAAGUUGGCCCAGCUUGUGCCAGGAGAGGACAAACCCAUGAGCGAGAUGAAAUUUCACAAAAAAGUUGGAAAGCUCGGCGUGUUGGAUAAGAAGACCAUCAAAACUAUCAACAAGAUGAAGACACUCAAGAGGAAAAACAUCUUGAACCAGAUCUUGUCGUGCUCUAGCAGCAUUGCUCUGAAGGCUAAAGCUCCCCCGGAGACCAGCCCCGGGGCAGCAGCCAUUGAAAGCAAACUGGGCAAGCAGAUUAAUGUCAGCAAGAGGGGAACCAUCUACAUUGGCAAGAAGAGGGGCAGGAAGCCAAGAGCAGAGCUGCCACCCCCAUCCGAAGAACCCAAAACAGCCAUCAAGCACCCAAGGCCUGUUUCUAGCCAGCCGGAUGUUCCAGCCGUGCCUUCCAACUUUCAGUCACUUGUGGCAUCUUCACCAGCAGCUAUGCACCCACUUUCAACACAGUUAGGUGGGUCCCAUGGCAACCUGAGCCCAGCCAGCACCGAAACCAAUUUUUCAGAGCUGAAAACUAUGCCAAAUCUCCAGCCCAUCAGUGCUCUUCCAACCAAAACCCAAAAGGGAAUACACAGUGGAACCUGGAAGCUGUCUCCACCCAGGCUGAUGGCCAACUCCCCAUCACACCUUUGCGAGAUUGGCUCACUGAAGGAAAUAACGCUGUCCCCUGUGAGCGAGUCCCACAGCGAGGAGACAAUCCCCAGCGACAGCGGCAUCGGGACAGACAACAACAGCACGUCUGACCAAGCGGAGAAGAGUUCAGAAUCCCGACGGAGGUACUCUUUUGACUUCUGCUCCUUGGAUAACCCAGAGGCCAUUCCGUCCGACACCAGCACAAAAAACCGGCAUGGCCACCGGCAGAAGCAUCUCAUUGUGGACAACUUUCUGGCCCACGAAAGCCUCAAGAAGCCAAAGCACAAGAGGAAACGGAAGAGCCUGCAAAACCGUGAUGACCUCCAGUUCCUGGCAGACCUGGAGGAGCUCAUCACCAAGUUCCAGGUGUUCAGGAUCUCCCACCGGAGUUACACCUUUUACCACGAGAAUCCAUAUCCCAGCAUUUUUAGGAUUAAUUUCGAUCACUAUUACCCGGUGCCAUAUAUCCAGUAUGACCCGUUGCUCUAUCUUCGUAGGACUUCAGACUUGAAGUCAAAGAAGAAGCGUGGUAGGCCUGCAAAAACCAAUGACACCAUGACAAAGGUGCCUUUUUUACAAGGGUUCAGCUACCCUAUUCCCAGUGGAAGUUACUAUGCACCCUAUGGAAUGCCUUACACAUCAAUGCCUAUGAUGAACCUUGGUUACUACGGUCAGUACCCAGCUCCUCUGUACCUAUCGCACACGCUCGGAGCAGCUUCCCCAUUUAUGAGGCCAACAGUGCCACCACCUCAGUUCCACACAAGCUCCCACGUCAAGAUGUCUGGUGCAGCUAAGCAUAAAGCGAAGCAUGGAGUACACCUGCAAGGACCCGUUGGCAUGGGCCUCGGUGACAUGCAGCCAUCCCUGAACCCUCCCAAGGUAGGCAGUGCCAGUCUGUCCAGCGGUCGGCUCCACAAGCGGAAACACAAACACAAGCAUAAGCACAAGGAAGACCGGAUCCUAGGGCCCCACGACAACCUGAGCGGUCUCUUUGCAGGCAAAGCCACAGGCUUCUCCAGCCACAUCCUCAGCGAGCGGCUGGGCGGCGCAGACAAGGAGCUGCCGCUGGUGAGUGAGAAGAACAAGCAUAAGGAGAAACAGAAGCACCAACACAGUGAUGCCGGCCACAAAGCUUCGAAGAGCAACUUUGAGGUGGACACCCUGUCUACGCUGUCACUUUCCGAUGCCCAGCAUUGGACGCAGGCCAAGGACAAAGGUGACUUGAGCAGUGAGCCUGUGGACUCGUGCACUAAAAGGUACUCUGGCAGUGGCGGGGACGGUGGCAGCACAAGAUCGGAGAACCUGGACGUGUUCAGUGAACUGACCCCUUCGAGUGACAAGUGGGACAGUGACAUGAGUGGGAGUAAAAGGAGGAGCUACGAAGGCUUUGGGACGUACAGGGAAAAGGACAUCCAAGCCUUCAAGAUGAACCGCAAGGACAGAAGUUCUUAUGACUCCUCCCUGUCUCCAGGAAUGCCAAGUCCCCACUUAAAAGUGGACCAGACAGCAGUGCACAGUAAGAACGAGGGCUCGGCAUCCACCAUGAUGACCAGGAAGAAGCCAGCUGCGGUCGACAGUGUUGCAAUUCCACCAGCCCCGGUGUUAUCUCUCCUUGCUGCGUCUGCAGCAACGUCGGACGCAGCCAGCUCCUCCCUGAAGAAGCGAUUCAAGCGGCGGGAGAUCGAAGCCAUCCAGUGCGAAGUGCGGAAGAUGUGCAACUACACCAAGAUUCUGUCCACCAAGAAGAAUCUGGACCACGUGAACAAGAUCCUGAAGGCCAAGCGGCUGCAGAGACAAUCAAAGACAGGCAACAACUUCGUCAAGAAGAGGCGGGGGCGUCCCCGCAAGCAGCCCACGCAGUUCGAUGAGGACUCCAGAGACCAAAUGCCCGUGCUGGAAAAAUGCAUCGACCUGCCCAGCAAAAGGGGUCAGAAGCCCAGCCUGAGCCCGCUCGUGCUGGAGCCCGCCGCCAGCCAAGACACCGUCAUGGCCACCAUCGAAGCUGUCAUCCACAUGGCCCGGGAGGCGCCGCCCCUGCCCCCGCCGCCCCCGCCGCCCCUCCCGCCGCCGCCGCCGCCGCCGCCGCCGCCCCCGCCUCUGCCCAAGGCCCCGCGAGGCGGGAAGAGGAAACACAAACCCCAGCCUCCCGCCCAGCCCCCGCAGCAGCAGCCCCUUCCCCAGGAAGAGGAGGUGAAAGCCAAAAGGCAGAGGAAGUCCCGAGGGAGCGAGAGCGAUGUCCUUCCCUAGGGUGGGCCUGGGCGUCUGCACCCGGGGCUGGGGGAACUGACACCUUGGAAGUGCAGUGAGCCGGGGUGGGGGCGGAGCCCCCGCUGCAGGGACACCGAAGCCCUUCUCUCCAGAAGUGGGCGGGCAGAACCGGGCCAGAUGACAGGGGCUGAGCCAUCAGGAGCUCUUGGGAAAGCAAAGCCGGGGGGGGGUCGCCUUCAAAAGAAGCUUGUCUGUGCUUGACAGCAGUUCCCAACCAAGUGUGGCUAGAUCCUUACAGACGAGAGGGAACCCCAUCCAGGAGGGGGGAGCUGGUGGUGCUCUCUGAAGGCCACCUGACCUUUCACAGCCCAGGUGCGCCCUCGAUUCCGAUUUCAUUUGGUGGCCAGGAAAAUCGAAAGGGAAACACCCUCAAUUAGGAAACAUUCCAAGGGGAGAAAAGUUGCAAAUUGCUCAACUGGCAUUGCUAUAACCCACUUCCAUUUAAUUGGUUUUUAUUUAUUUCGGUUUUCAAGCUCUGUUAGGCUUUGGGGUACCAACAUCAUCUUCAGGUGACCUGAAUCUCUCCCUUAACAGUUCAAUUUCUCAGAUGGAAUUGUGUGAUCAGAAGGUAGAAUUCUAGUGACAGGCGACCUUAGACUUGCAUUCGUAUUCUUCUAUAUGCCUCCUCUAUGGCACAUACACUGACUUUUAGCAUCGUCUAUUUCUACUAUUCCUUUGCCCAUUGUACUUCCAUAUACCUUUUCAUUAACUUACUUGCUGCCUUGUUUUUCUUGGUACACAUCUAAAUAAUGUAACCCUUACCUGUGGUGUAAAGUUCACCCUUGGCAUGCUGUCCCAAGAACCUGGCUUUGAAUCCCAAUCAUUGUGAAACAUACUCAGUGCUGAUAGAGCCUUUUUCAUAAGUAACUCAGAGCAGCCAAGGAUAUGUUGACCCAGUGUCAACCACAUUAUUUUUAUACUUAAAACAUAUCCACAGAGCAUAGGCAGAAUAAAAUGAUUUUAAUAUCCCACAGCAAAUGGAAUAACUGACAAAUCGCCCAAAACUGAAACUCUAGACCCACCAGAAAGACAAGUGUCUAGCAACGCCUUGGUACCUGAUCUCUUUCACAUAAAUAAUUGUCCUAAGUUGUU
Molecule: messenger RNA, 6387 nt
Organism: Lemur catta (Ring-tailed lemur)
Lineage: Eukaryota; Metazoa; Chordata; Mammalia; Primates; Lemuridae
Gene: SETBP1
Product: SET binding protein 1
Exons: 6
Coding region: 499-5274 (1591 amino acids)
Molecular function (GO): DNA binding
Source: RefSeq, a predicted model, not a curated record